Molecule: messenger RNA, 1412 nt
Organism: Hibiscus syriacus
Lineage: Eukaryota; Viridiplantae; Streptophyta; Magnoliopsida; Malvales; Malvaceae
Product: transcription factor MYB13-like
Exons: 3
Coding region: 299-1216 (305 amino acids)
Source: RefSeq, a predicted model, not a curated record
AUCAAGGCAAACGUGGCCUAAUACAUCACCAUAGAUAGAUACAUCCCUAUAACGUAGCCCACCAACAAGACAAAACCUCGGCUCUCUUUCAAUCUCUUCAGCAUAUAUUUUCAACUCUCACUUGUUACAUCAAUCCAAUCUUUCUUAUUACAAAAUUGAAAAUCCCCGAAGAUUAAAUCUUUUGCCUUGCUCUGUUGUUCCUAAUAAAAACAGUAUAUAAUCACAGCACUCCCGUAGUCAAACUGCUAACCUGUUCAUUCGUUCAUUUUGGCCCUUAUCUCCGCCUUUGCUGCCGGACAUGGGGAGGGUGCCUUGUUGUGUAAAGGUAGGGUUGAAGAAGGGAAGGUGGACGGCAGAAGAGGAUGAGCUUUUGACCAAGUAUGUUCAAGCCAAUGGAGAAGGCUCCUGGAAAUCAUUGCCCGAGAAAGCAGGGUUACUAAGGUGCGGGAAGAGUUGCAGAUUGAGAUGGAUUAACUACUUGAGAGCCGACUUAAAGAAGGGAAACAUUACUGCUGAAGAGGAACAAAUCAUCGUUAAGUUGCAUGCUACCUUGGGAAAUAGGUGGUCUUUGAUUGCCGGCCAGUUACCCGGAAGAACAGACAACGAGAUAAAGAACUACUGGAACUCUCAUUUGAGUAAAAAAAUACAUAGCUUUAAAAUCUCAUCAAGUCAAAGUUUUCCCCUGAUAAUGGAGUCCAAGGAGGAAAAAAACAAACGCUGCUGUACCCAGAAAGACGCCGCAAGUUCUUCAAAUUAUAAACCUAUGAAAAACGUGUCUAUUAAUGAGGUCGUGCCAUUGCCAGGCACUCCAAUACUACAAAAGGAAACCUUGUCCGCUACGGCCAUUGAAGAUCGAAUGGCUCUGAAUCCUUACGAGACAGAUAAACCGAUUCUUAGCCCUGCAGGUGGCGGAAAAACCAUGGAGGAUCCGAUCCUAAGCACUACCGGUAACGUUGAAAAAAGGAUGGAUACUUUAGGCGCGUUCGAAGGGUUUAAUGAAAUCAAAGUCAAGGAUGAAUUGCUACAACCAAAUGCCGAUAUGAGUCCAAACAAGACGGCGGCCAUUGAUGAAAGUGGGGACUCUAAUGAAGGAGCUGUUUGGGACUUGAUUUCCUGGUGUUCAAUAAAUACGAGCUCCAUCGGUGAUGGUGCUGUUGAUAAUCUUGAUUUGGAGUAUUGGGAUUGGGACGAUGACACAGUCGGAAAACGAUUUUGAGUGAUCAUUCCAUGGUUAAAUUGAUCUCUCUCAUCUAUCUAGCCGUUUCCUUUUCCUUUCCUUUAUCAUCUUUCUGUGUUUACUUUGAGUUUUUAGCUAGACAGCAUCAAUCUGUGUUGUUUUCUUUGACAUCUCGUGACGUUACCGUUGUAUUAUAGCUGAAUAUUCCCACGUAGAUACGACUGUACGGUUUAUA